AGCAGAGAAGAGCUAAUUACAGGGAGCGGCUGUGGGCUGCUGGGCGCCCCAGGUUGGCCACAUUCACUGCGCUCCUGCUCUCCAAGUUGACGCGACUUUUCCAAAAGUGUCUGGAAGGCCUGAAGAGAAGCCUUGGGAGUCCGAGGACCCAGCAGGCACAGAUGAGCUGCCCCCGACCCCCUUGCCCUUGGAGGGGACAACCUGCAUAGGGGUGCGCUUUGGCGGAGGAGCGCACGGCACGGUCUGGCUUGGCCAGGACAAGAGUUUGCGGGAGGCCUCCUGGCUCACUGCAGAGACUUGGUGGGGAGAGGAAAGAACCAGGGCACGGAGGGGGGUCGACUGGGUUCUGAAUGGCAGGAGGAGCUGCGCCAGAGGGCUGGGCGCUGGGCGCGCUGCGAGGCUGUGCGCACAAGGCCGGGGGCUGUCUCCACCUCUUCUGGAAAGUUGGACCUAUGAGUGCGCUCCUCUCCUUUCAACUAUCAACAGCCCGGGAGGGCGAGCGCGUGCGAGCGCGGAGCGGGGCGCAGGACCCUCGCGACUUCUUCGCAGGACCCCAGCCGGGCCGCCGCUGUCCGGGGCCGCCUGAGAGCCCUGUGCCGGCGCCUCCUCCCCACGCAGCGCGGAUGCGCCCCAGGGGCCGUCCUGCCACCCCCGACGGGAUGCCGGCUGCCUUGCUCCCCUACGCUUGCGUCCUGGUGCUGCUGGGAGCCCGCACUGCAGAGGCAGCUGGGAUGGCAGGGGCAGGCCACCUGCGCUGGGAACCACGCUGCCAGCAGCCCCUGCCCAACAGAGCCCCAGUCACUGCGCUGCUGCCCCCACGCCUGGAUGGGCCCUGGAUAUCCACUGGCUGCGAGGUGCGUCCGGGACCCGAGUUCCUCACCCGCUCCUAUACUUUCUACCCCAACCGCCUGUUCCGCGCCUACCAGUUCUACUACCAGGACCCCUCGUGCCGCGAGCCCGCCCACUCGCUGCUCAUCAAGGGCCGGGUGCGCCUGCGCCGGGCCUCCUGGGUCACCCGCGGCGCCACGGAGGCCGACUACAACCUGUACAAGGUGGGCGUCGUCUUCCACAGCCGCCGCGCCCUGCUUGAGGUGGCCGGGCGCCUGGACCACAGUAAGGCGAGCCGGGACUGCGCGCACCGCCUGCCCCCCGCGCGGGCCUGGCUGCCCGGCGCCCUGUAUGAGCUGCUGGGCGCCGGGGCUGAGCGUGACUGCGCGGCCGCCCUGGGCUUCACCAUGCACGAUCUCAGCCUGGUGCGCGUGCAGCGCCGCUUGCAGCCUGAGCCCCGGGCCGCGCCCCGCCUGGUGGAGGAGCUCUACCUGGGGGACAUCCACACCGACCAGGCCGAGCGGCGGCACUACCGGCCCACCGGCUACCAGCGUCCGCUGCAGAGCGCCCUGCACCAUGCCCACCCCUGUCCAGCCUGCAGCCUCAUCGCCCGCUCUGAUGAGCACCACCCGCCCGUGCUGCCCCCCCAGGUGACCCUGCCUCUGCGCCUGGGCGGCCGCUGGGUCAGCCCUGGGUGUGAGGUGCGCCCCGCCGUGCUCUUCCUCACCAGGCUCUUCACCUUCCACGGGCACAACCGCUCCUGGGAAGGGUAUUACCACCACUUCUCAGACCCCACCUGCCGGCAGCCCACCUUCACUGUCUACGCGGCCGGCCGCUACACCAAGGGCACGCCAUCCGCCAAGGUUCGAGGUGGUACCGAGCUGGUGUUUCAGGUCACCAGGGCCCGCGUCACCCCCAUGGACCAGGUCACCACGGCCAUGCUCAAUUUCUCUGAGCCGAGCAGCUGCGGGGGCCCGGGGGCUUGGGCCCUGGGAGCCGAGCGGGACAUCACAGCCACCAAUGGGUGUCUGCCGCUCGGCAUCAGGCUGCCCCACGUGGAGUAUGAGCUCUUCAGGAUGGAACGGGACCCGCUCGGGCAAAGCCUGCUCUUCAUCGGACAAAGGCCCACCGAUGGCUCGAGUCCCGACACCCCGGAGAAGCGGCCCACAUCCUAUCAAGCGCCCCUGGUGCUCUGUGACAGCGUGGCCUGGGGCUUCUCCCCGCAGCACGGGGCUCAGCUGCAGACACCUGUCCGUGGUGGGACGCCAUGUCCCCACGUGGCCCCUCUCCCCGUCCUACUCCUGGUUCUCAGGCCGGCCUUACUCCAGUGGUUGUGAAAUCGGUAUAUACUUCCAGACGGUGCCUCAGAACACUCGUCUGGCCCAUGGACUCCCUCCUGGCCGUAGACUCCUACACCCAUGACUGUCCUGGACAGUGACACAGCCUGGCUGCGUCAGCUCAGCACCUGCAGGGUCUGCACCACGGCCAGCAACUUAAGUCAUGACCAGACUCAGGCCUGGCAGCAAAGUCACCUGCUCCGAGUUUCUACACGCUCACUCUGAUUUUCCUGGGUAGUCCGAGGAGUGGACCACGCCUAUCUGCCUGCCCGAUGGCGCCCCAGUUCUCUCCUGGAGCCCCAGGAUUCAGUGAACUAGGAACACAGUUCUCCACGUGCAUGCUGCCACAGUUCUCCUGAGUCUGUGGGUUGCUGUUUAAAGAUUAUUAAUUUGCAUUUAGCAAUACCAACUCAAAACCAAGCCAUGAAUUAAAGAUGCUGCUUCAGGCUUUCGGCACAUCUCAGCUCGCCGGCAGGGGCUCGUCUCUCUUUGGGGGCAACUCAGCUUUCUCAAGUUGUGACUGCUGGUGUUUGUCUGAACCUGCCUGUGCUUCUGCGAGUCAGGCCUCAAGCUGUCAACAGCGUGUGCAGAGAAAUCUAGCCCUCCUGGGCCAGCGAGCAAAUGAAGGCGGCCCCAUCUGAGCCUAGAAGCUCGGCCUCCCUUGCCCACCCCGUUCGCCAGUGCGUGGAGCUAGUGGCUGGGGCCAGGUCUUGGGAGGAAAGCAGUGUUUCCAGCCUUUGGAAAGUAAUUAAUACUAAUGACAGUGGUAACACUAACGUGCUCUGUAAUUAGGCCUGCACUGGCAUCCUCUGUUUUCAAGAUUCCCUGUGCUUGGCUGACAAGGAGGGAGAGAAACCUCCGGUGCAUCUCUGGGACCAUCCAAGGGUCACUGGUCUGCCCAGCAGUGUCUGGAGGAAGUGGUGGAGAGCCACACCGUGCCCAGUCUGCCCGCUGCAGUGCUGCUGUGCCCAUGCUCUCAGUUCAGAGAGAGCUGUCAUCGCGGUGGGGACAGGCUGUGCCUCUCCAGGGACCCUGCCUGUGUUCCCAGAGUCUCGUCUGUACACUGCGAAAUUAACUGGCCUCCUGGUGGGCUCAAGGGUUUCCGGGACGCUGUGCUGAUGAGUCACGCCCUCCUUCCUCUGCCCCAAUCCUAGAAUCCUAUCUAUCUCUGGCUCUUAUCGAAGAUCUUGAACAAUUGUCUGUGAGGCUAAUGAUGCUUUCAGAGGGAGGCCCUUGUCCUCUGUUCGACAGUGUGGGGUUCAAUCAGUCCGCUGAAAUUGCUAACUUAUCUACCCAUUCUUUAAAAAAAAAAAAAAAAAACCCCACCAAGUUAAUAUUCUCUAUAGGUCUCAGAGAGCUAUGAGUGUUCCUGGCAUAUUUACCAAAGUACAAGAAAUAAUUAGAUUAUUUACAGUCUCAGACUGCAUCACGGUGGGGGUUGUGUGUGUCUGUGUUCCUGGUGGGGAUGAGGGUGGGUGGUGGGGACAUGUCCACGGCUGAGCAAGUCUUGUAUCCGAGGCUUGAGGCAGCCAUACUGCCAUUUAUCAUCAAAUUUCAAUCUUUUAAUAAAAUUAAACAGCCUGAAAAA
Molecule: messenger RNA, 3753 nt
Organism: Cervus elaphus (red deer)
Lineage: Eukaryota; Metazoa; Chordata; Mammalia; Artiodactyla; Cervidae
Gene: APCDD1L
Product: APC down-regulated 1 like
Exons: 4
Coding region: 351-2165 (604 amino acids)
Biological process (GO): negative regulation of Wnt signaling pathway
Cellular component (GO): plasma membrane
Molecular function (GO): Wnt-protein binding
Source: RefSeq, a predicted model, not a curated record